CUAGAUGUCAAAGGGCAAGGAAAAAGCAAAACCGCGAACGCGAAGAAUCCACAGCACUUCAGCUCAGAUUUGAUUGGUCAGAAUUUUUGGUAUUGGAUAUCGUUUUCCAUCAAAAUCCACCUAGAAAAUGACCUUUUGCAUUUAAAACUUACCAAGAAGCAUUUCCGCUUCCAAACGGUGUUAUUUUAUGGUGCAUAACUGCGACAAAUAGUGUUCGGUUUGGGCGUAUCUUUGUUCCAGUAAUUCUGCGAGUGAUCCUUCGAAGCAAAAACGAUGACUUCCGGAAGUUACGAUUCUACCAUAAUCGCAACGGUGACGCGAAAGUUUCGCGAAGACGAGUCGGUUCUGGCGAUCUUUGAAGCAUACCAAAUCGUUGGAAGUAAACACCAAAAUCAGCUGCUGGUCAUCGUUAGUUCUAAUUAUACCUCAGCACUGUUCGCAUUCUCCAUUUCUCGCUUUCCGCCAGAGAGCAUUUCCGACCUGACUGUGGUGGCCGUUUAUCCGAUCGAUGAUUCAUUUUGGAUAAAUCCAGAAUCGGGAGGUCAUGGCUCGAUAUCCAGUCAUCAGUUUACGAUUUUCUCGCAUGAGGAACCAACGGUUUAUUAUUACCAAGCAGCACCAGAGGCCAUCGUCUCGCGAGAUAAUUUCAUCAGUAAGCUAAAGAACUUGAUCUCUACCUACAAAAGUUCUUCAUCGCAGGCAGCUUCCGUUUCGUUUCCACUGGAAUUCACUUGGCUGGAUUACUAUAAGCGGGCCGAUAUGCUGCUUAUCGAUCGGAGCAUAGCCGAAGGUAGCCAAGCUCCCAAAUCAAGGGAUUCCAAAUUCAAGGAAGAGUUGGACCGUCGGCGACACGAAUACAUAGUAUAUGAACCCUAUAAAAUCUACACGGCCACGUGGAAUGUGAACGGGCAGACCUCGGUGGAUAUUGAACUGCCGGAAUGGCUCUCUACCACGGAAGAUCCACCGGAUAUCUACGCAGUUGGUUUUCAAGAGAUAGAAUGGACCCCGGAGAAGAUCAUUAUGAACGAAACCAAAAUCGAUCGCACCUGGGUUGAUAAAGUAAUGAUUGGCCUUCAUAAGGGAGCAGAAUAUGAGGAAGUGGCAUCAGUUCGUCUAGUGGGGAUGAUGUUGACAGUAGCGGUGAAAAAAACUCUUCGGGAUCGUGUUUCAGAUUGUUUGACAGCUGCCGUUGGAACUGGGACUUUGAAAUGGGGAAAUAAAGGUGGCGUGGGAGUAAGCUUUCAAUUGAACGAGGCCCUCCUGUGUUUUGUAAAUACGCAUCUGGCAGCACACACUCAGGAAGUGGAGCGAAGAAAUGAGGACCAUGACGAGAUCAUCCGAAGGAUGUCUUUCCAAAAGACCUUCCGAGGCCGAUCCAUUGACGAACAUCAUCACAUAUUUUGGAUCGGUGAUUUAAAUUAUCGGCUCAACGGGAACGUGUCGCAGGAAGAAGUAAACCUUAAGGAUCGUGACUACAACCAACUUUAUCCGCAUGAUCAGUUGUACAUAGAGAAGCUGCGGAAGCGAAUUUUUCAAGAUUAUAACGAGGGCAAGAUUUUGUUUGGCCCGACGUACAAAUACAAUCCAGGAACGGACGACUGGGACAGCAGUGAGAAGAGCCGAUGCCCGGCUUGGUGCGAUCGAGUUUUGUGGAAGGGUCUAAGGAUGGAAUUACUGAGGUAUGAUAGCGUGAUGCAGUUGAGAAAAAGUGACCACAAACCGGUUUAUGCUGUCUUCAAAGUAGAUGUCGAAACAAAAGAUGAUCACAAGUUCAAGAGGGUCCACGAAGAAGUUUUGAAAACUGUCGACAAGUAUGAAAACGAUAACCAACCGCAGAUAACGGUGGAGCAAACGGACUUGGAUUUUGGCCUGAUCCGAUUCAACGAGAAGUACUCCCGCGAACUACUAGUGGCCAACAAUUGCCAUCUGCCGGUGCAGUUUAACUUCUCCGCCAAGGACGACCGCAAUAGCAACGUCUGUGAGGAGUUCAUCCACAUCAGCAAAACAUCAGGCGAUCUGCUGACGGGAGACAGCGACAGCAUUCGGAUAGACAUUCUGAUUGAUUCAAAGGCUGCUUCUAAGAUGUUGAAGAAGCUGAAGGAUGCCAAAGCCGGUGUGAAGAUUCCUUUGGACAUAUUGGUGCUACACGUGAAGAACGGCCGAGAUAUUUUCAUCACCAUUUUCGGGGAGUACAAAUCGAGCUGCUUCGGGGUUCCGCUGGACACGUUGAUGAAGUUGAAUAAACCGAUUUUUGAGUAUGACAUCAACGAGCUGAUCGCGCUGGAUAAGGAAGAGAAGCUUGUUGAUUUGACCAACAACAGCGAAAGGAAAGUGCCACAGGAGUUCUGGCGAUUGAUCGAUUAUCUGUACAAAGAUGGUAUGGAUGGUCAACAAUUGUUCAUGAACCGCGCCUACGGCAGACAUGAAAAUAUCGUGGAAAUCCGUGAUUGGCUGGACAGUUGGUCCCCGGCUCCGUUUCCCGGCACUCCGAAAACUGCGGCAGAAGCAUUAUUAUUACUCUUAGAAUCUCUUCCAGAGCCAUUGGUUACCAUCAGCGAAAGGGAGUGCAUUGUAAACGCAGACAACUACGAGCGCUGUCGGGAGCUGAUCCAAGCGAAACUUAAGCCGGUCAACCGGAUAGUGUUUCUUUACAUCUGCAUGUUCCUUGGUGAUCUACAGCGAAAGAAUCCUGCAAUUCGCUUGAACAACUUAGCAACCACAUUUGGGCGGAUUAUGAUCCGAAGUCAAAUAACACCCGGGCGGACCCCGACUGGUAAUGACGUUUACGCCUACACCGAGUCUGAGCGGGAUCAGCGAAGGCGCUUUUUGAUGACCUUCUUAACCAACAACAACAGUGUGCGAGAGUUGGCCCGGGCGGAGAUGAAUGGAAUUGGGAAGUAGACGAUUUUGCAUGGCAAAUUGUAUGUAACUGUUAGCAAGUAAGUUAGACCGUUUGAAUGUGUAACAUAUUAUGUGUAUGAAUGUUAUUUUUAAUUAUGCUGCGAACAAAGCAAUAAAUUACUGUUCAAAACAGUGUUGUACCGCGAUUUGCUUCAAGUUAACUAAACAAAUGUAAAGGAAAAAAGGAACACAAUGAUUUGUUUCUUCAACUUAAUAUUUAUGUGCUGCGAAAACAUAGCAUAUCGCGGUAUGACAAUCAUUCAUUGAAAUCCGAAUUUUUGUUCAAAAAAUUGCGGUAAAAACACUUGUAGGAAUUAGAAGAAAGCAGUCAUGGAGGAUUAUGUCGUGUACUAUAUCUAAGAGUAAGUAGAAAUACAAUGAACAAUAAAAAUAGCUCAUUUCAAUAUCA
Messenger RNA from Armigeres subalbatus, 3310 nucleotides. RefSeq names its product inositol polyphosphate 5-phosphatase OCRL (gene Ocrl). Gene Ontology annotation, molecular function: phosphatidylinositol-4,5-bisphosphate 5-phosphatase activity. Gene Ontology annotation, biological process: signal transduction; phosphatidylinositol dephosphorylation. Lineage: Eukaryota; Metazoa; Arthropoda; Insecta; Diptera; Culicidae. Bases 274 to 2901 code for a protein of 875 amino acids. The transcript is spliced from 10 exons. Gene Ontology annotation, cellular component: membrane. The record is from RefSeq and is a predicted model, not a curated record.